AUGCUCAGCAUAAUUUCAGAAAGUAGGCAGAAUGGGCUGGCAACCCUUGGAAUUGUUGUUGCUACUUUGGCGACCUAUGUUCUUCUAAGAGCUUGGUACAAUCUUUACCUGCAUCCUCUGCGGAAUUUUCCCGGACCAAAGCUGGCAGCCAUCGGUCCUUUCUACGAGUUCUACUUCGAUGUAGUGAAGGAUGGAAUGUUCUUAUGGGAGAUGGAGAGGAUGCACGAAGAGUACGGCCCUAUUGUUCGAGUAAAUGCCAAUGAGCUCCACAUUCGUGAUCCGCACUACUAUAGCACGGUCUACGCUGGAAACCACCGAAGCACAGACAAAUACCAUGAUGCAGUUGCCGCAUUUUCGGUUCCGCAAGCCAGCCUCGCCACCAUUCACCACAAAGUCCACCGGUUACGUCGUUCGAUCCUGAGCCCUUACUUCUCAAAGGCUGCGGUUAUUCGGCUGGAGUCAGCUAUCCACGAGAGGAUUGAGCGUUUAUGUUCGCGGUUAGAGGAGACCAUGCAUCGUGGACAGAUUGCUGACUUAGACGCUGCAUUUGCCGCACUAACCGCGGACAUUGUGACGGCGUAUUUCUACGGAAAAAACUCCGACUAUCUCGGGAGUGAAGCCUUCAAGUUUCCAGUGAGGGAAGCCAUUCUAGGGCUUAUUCAGUUCUAUCAUUUUACUAGGUUCUUUCCGUGGGUCGCAGAUACCGUCAAGAAGUUGCCUAUUCCGAUCAUGCGAUUGAUUCACCCAGGGGCCUCGUAUCUUGUCGCAUCUCAGGAAGAGAUUAAAGACAGUAUUCGUGCCUCUUUAGAGAAAGGGAAACAAGAACCAUCCAAAUCCGUGAUCGUGCAAGCACUAGAAGACCCAACCAUCCCGCUCCAGGAGAGGACACUUGACCGUCUUGGAGACGAAGGUACGACGAUUAUUUUUGCAGGCACAGAAACAACGGCAAGAGCUCUCAGUGUUGGCAUGUUCCAUAUUUUGAACAACAAGUCUAUCCUAAAGAAGCUGCGCGAGGAGUUAGACUCUUUGCCAAGUGUGUCGAACGGCGUAUACUCCCAUUCUCAACUUGAAUCUCUUCCUUAUCUAAGCGGAGCGGUUCAAGAGAGUCUUCGGCUCUCCCAUGGCCCAGCAAUACGGCUCCCCAGAGUUUCGAAUGAUAAGGCCUUGACGUACGGUGAUUAUAUAAUCCCGCCGGGUACCCCCGUCAGUCUAUGUACUGUCCUGGUCCACCUGGACCCGUCGAUAUUUCCAGAUCCCCAUCUCUUUGACCCUGAGCGCUGGGUCAGGGCGUCUAAGGAGGGUGUCAACCUUGAUAAGUUUAUCGUUGCGUUUACGAAGGGCACUAGACAGUGUCUUGGAAUCAAUUUGGCAUACGCGGAAAUAUACCUGACCAUUGCCAGGCUCGUUCGCACCUUUAAUAUGGAGAUAUGUGACACUACGCCAGACGAUCUAGCAGUGCAUCAUAUUCGACUGACUGGAGCGCCCAAGCAUGGGACAGGGGAAGUGAAGGUGAAAGUUACUGAAAAGUUCUAA
Penicillium canariense is the source of this 1533-nucleotide messenger RNA. Its product is annotated as cytochrome P450. Bases 1 to 1533 code for a protein of 510 amino acids. Gene Ontology annotation, molecular function: oxidoreductase activity, acting on paired donors, with incorporation or reduction of molecular oxygen; heme binding; monooxygenase activity. The transcript has 5 exons. The record is from RefSeq and is a predicted model, not a curated record. Lineage: Eukaryota; Fungi; Ascomycota; Eurotiomycetes; Eurotiales; Aspergillaceae.